Molecule: messenger RNA, 1253 nt
Organism: Aureococcus anophagefferens
Lineage: Eukaryota; Pelagophyceae; Pelagomonadales; Pelagomonadaceae
Exons: 1
Source: RefSeq, a predicted model, not a curated record
AUGUGCGUCGACUACAUCUUCGACGGCCAGUUCCACGCCUGCGGCCACGGCCCAGCACCCGGCAUCUUCUUCUCCGACAUCUACCCCAUCGCGCUCGCGAAGGCGGACCCGCUCACCGGCCGCCGCUACACGCGGGCCGAGCUCAAGGCCCAGUUCGAGCGCAAGAUCCGCGCCAAGGGCCUCGACCCCGACGACGUCCUCCGCCAGUACUACGCGUGCAUCGACAAGGUCAUCGAGGAGGCCGGCAUCCAGCACGUGCCUCGCUUCGCCUACGGCCAGGCCGCCUUCGACCACCUCCAGGAGCGCGGCGUCGGCGUCGUCCGCCGCAUCAUGCACCCCGAAGGCGCGAAGAACCUCUCCCACGGCGAGGCGGCCAAGAUCAUGGAGGCCGUCGCCAACGGCGAGGAGGCCAAGAACUUCUUCGGCAUCCCGGGCCUGCCGCUGUGCGAGGAGUCGGACGCGUCGACGUCCGAGCUCUUCAGCAUCCUCUGGGACAUCGAGAUCAGCGUCAUGUUCUACGUCGACGCCUUCAACGGCCAGGCCGACGCCAUCAACGCGCUCCGCGAGCUCCAGUCCAAGGCCCAGAAGGCGUUCUGGGAGCAGCUCUCGACGGGCAAGAAGAUCCGCCGCCUCUCGACGCUCUGCGCGGUCGACGCGGACGCCUUCUUCGACGCGAUGCAGGUCGAGCUCAAGGACGACGCGGCGCUCGAGGAGCUCGACUACGCCCAGUUCCGCACCUUCCUCGGCGUCCACAUCAAGGCCGCGUGGGACGCGCUCCCGGAGAGCCAGAAGAUCCGCAGCCUCGCGACGCUCAACAAGGCCGGCGCGGACUUCGCGCGGGCCUACGGCGUCGACCUCGCGGACGACGAGGCGCUCGCGGGCAUCGGCUACGCCGCCUUCAAGUCGUUCCUGUCCCAGUUCUGCAAGGACAAGUUCGCGGCGCUCCCGGAGAGCCAGAAGAUCCGGCGCCUCGCGACGCUCCACAAGGCCGGCGCGGCCUUCUCCGACGCCUUCGGCGUCGACCUGGACGACGACGAGGCGCUCGCGGGCCUCGACUACGCCGCCUUCAAGUCGUUCCUGUCCCAGUUCUGCAAGGACAAGUUCGCGGCGCUCCCGGAGAGCCAGAAGAUCCGCAGCCUCGCGACGCUCAACAAGGCCGGCGCGGACUUCGCGCGGGCCUACGGCGUCGACCUCGCGGACGACGAGGCGCUCGCGGGCAUCGGCUACGCCGCCUUCAAGUCGUUCCUGUCCCA